GCGGCGGUGGUCGCGACUGCUCCCUCGCGGCCCCGCGUUUCACACGCGCGCGCCCGGCGAAUAUGCGGCCUUACGGGAUUGCCUGCUCAUUGCCGGGCAAUUCCCGCCUCGCUCGUCUUCGUUGAUCUCGCUGUACGACCGCGGUCGACAACGCCGAAGACAAAGGAUAGGGCGUCUUUACUGCCCGAAAAACAUUGAAACUGCGCAGCCAGUUCAGUUCUCUCUCUGCACGCACGCUUGUGUUGUUCACAUUUAGAGCCAUGCGACUGGGAUACUGUGGCAUCGUGAAGUCUGCUGCCGCCGUUGUGGCCGUUUGGAUGCUCUUGUGCAUAAUCGCGAUCCGGACGGCGAGUGGCGUUCAAAUCGUGCGGUUAUCAGUGCCCACGUGGGUGGAGAACGGCACCGAGGACUCAGUGCUAUUGGACUGCGAGUAUGCGUACACGGAGCGAGACGACUCGCAGCUGGUGGUCAAGUGGUUCCUCAACGACGACCCGAAGCCCAUCUACCAGUGGAUACCUGAGCUGGAGACGCGCCACGUCUCGCAGAGGCUCAAGGGGCGCCUCAAUACAGACUUCACGGUCACCGCCAAUCACUUCACCAAAUUCCGCGCCCUCAACCUCUUGCGCCCCACUACCGAGCUGAGUGGCCGGUACUCGUGUCACGUGACUUCCCACAGUAGCCAGGACCAAAAGUCUCAACUCAUGACCGUCUAUGCACGUCCAAAGCACUUUGUGUUCAACUACUCACGAGCCGCCGAGGAGUCGGCGACGACGUUUGUGUGCGAGGCGACGGGCGCAUUUCCUCUGCCCACGCUGUCGCUGUACCAGCUGGACGAAGGUUCGUCCGCAUCUCUUCCUCGUCGCCACGCCCUCGCACCUACGCAGCGGGUGACGCCCAGGCAGGACGGGUCCUACGUCACUCGCGUCUCCAGCCAGGUGCCCGACGAGCAAUUCUCGCGAUCCGGCCGGCACUUGUUCGUGUGCCUGCUCUCCAUACCGGGCACGGACUUCAAAAAGCAGCGCCUCAUCGAGUUCUACCCAGAAUACUACAUCGACAGCGCCGAUUGCCGAGGGAUGAGUUGGCCUGUCGCCCUCGCUAUGCUUUCAGUUGCCUGGACUUUACGAUAAUGUCCACCAGGGUCCAGCCACGAGCUUCCCGUGAUCUGUUGAGACCAAGUCCUCUGCGUUCGGAAAAAGUUACUCGCCCAGAUUGAAUGAAGAGAAUCAUUGUUCAUUCAUAUCGCGCCAAACCGAACGGUAGUAUGAGGGCGUUUGGGAAGAACCGAAGCAGCGUUAGAGGCGCCGCUACCUGCAGCAUUGACUGCUGAGGGACACGACAGCCAAUAUUGCUGGAAGAGGAGAGAGAGAGAGGUGGAAAGAGACUGCUUCUAACAGAAGAAAGAACAAUGCACACCAUGUUAUUUGUGUUUAUCUUCUCGCCCCUGUACUUCUACGAAGUGUUUCCGCAGAAUAUAAGCUAAGAGCAUAACAACGUGGCUCUGUAAAUAUUAUAGCGCCUUGUUAAAGCGAUAAAAAGGUAAGUUAUGCAGAAACGAAAAUAAAAAUAUCCUAUUUAUUAUGA
This is a messenger RNA of Rhipicephalus microplus (southern cattle tick), 1581 nucleotides long. RefSeq lists its product as uncharacterized. The record is from RefSeq and is a predicted model, not a curated record. NCBI's taxonomy places the organism in Eukaryota, Metazoa, Arthropoda, Arachnida, Ixodida, Ixodidae.